Messenger RNA from Umbelopsis ramanniana AG, 470 nucleotides. RefSeq lists its product as uncharacterized. The record is from RefSeq and is a predicted model, not a curated record. The coding region runs from base 130 to 297 and encodes 55 amino acids. NCBI's taxonomy places the organism in Eukaryota, Fungi, Mucoromycota, Umbelopsidomycetes, Umbelopsidales, Umbelopsidaceae. The transcript has a single exon.
AUGCUUCUCUUCACACAGACCUGGUUCUCAAGAUGUCAUUUUAAGUAUAGUAAGUAUUUAUGCACUGUAGUAUCUCAGUUUUUCCUUGUAAGUGGCUCACAUCGUCUUUAGGAAUCGCUGAACCAACAAAUGGAUCUCUAUAUUCGAGAAAAUGAUACGCUUCGUCGCGAUAAUGACAAUCUGAAACGGGAUAUUGAGCGACUCAGAAAGACUGUGCAAGCCGCACCGGCAACGAAUAGCCGCUCAGGUACUUUGCCUCCUUCUCAGGACCCUGCUGCUUCGACGCCUCAAAAGUGAGGCUUAAUAGUAGAUAUCUCUGAGGGUAGUCCGUUGCCUUAAACACAUCUUACUAUAUUCUUGAUAAUCCCUCAAUUAUAAUAUAUAGAAAUGUAUUGCCCGUGAUGAUAGAUCAUGAAUUACAAAUAUUAUAUAUGCAAUACAUACCACCUACUUUUCUCUAGCCCGAUACA